Molecule: messenger RNA, 1128 nt
Organism: Balearica regulorum gibbericeps (East African grey crowned-crane)
Lineage: Eukaryota; Metazoa; Chordata; Aves; Gruiformes; Gruidae
Source: RefSeq, a predicted model, not a curated record
AUGACCAUGUCAGAGAACUUAAGCCGCACCCUCGCGGUUUACGUAGUUGUUCAUGAGAAUGGAAUGAAGCUAUCCCUGGCUUACCCAAGAAUUUUAGGUGCCAGCCAGCAGAAUACGUGCCCCAUUUCUGUAAAGGUAGUUACACACAAACGAGGAUUCAGCGUCCGAUCCUUUGGAACAGGGACUCAUGUGAAACUGCCAGGACCAGCACCGGACAAGCCGAAUGUUUAUGAUUUCAAAACAACAUAUGAUCAGAUGUACAAUGAUCUGCUUAGGAAAGACAAAGAACUAUACACACAGAAUGGGAUUUUACACAUGUUGGACAGAAAUAAGAGAAUCAAGCCACGACCAGAAAGAUUCCAGAACUGCAAAGAUGUUUUUGAUUUGAUCCUAACGUGUGAAGAAAGAGUCUAUGAUCAAGUAGUAGAAGAUUUAAAUUCCAGAGAGCAGGAGACAUGUCAGCCAGUACAUGUGAUCAAUGUGGACAUUCAGGAUAACCACGAGGAGGCAACCCUGGGUGCUUUCCUUAUCUGUGAGCUCUGCCAGUGUAUACAGCACACAGAAGACAUGGAAAAUGAAAUAGAUGAGCUGUUACAGGAAUUUGAAGAGAAAAGUGGAAGGACUUUUCUUCAUACUGUCUGCUUUUAUUAAAGCACAUCUGUCUCUUAGGCCUUAAUACAGAUGAGGGAAGCAUGUGUUUAAAGUUCUGAUUAUACUGUAUUUUCCUGGAAAAUGAAUAUUGAUCUUUUUUGUUUAAAAACUCUUUUUCAGUGUCUUUUUGUUUUGUUUCAGGUAUUCUGUCACAGGUAGGCAGAGAUACUGGUGGGGCUUGUACAUAUGAGAUGAUUAAAAGUAUACACAAAGGCCACCUAUUUAAAAAUGAAAAUCAAGAUUUCCUUUAAAUCCUACUUUAAUUAUUACAAGUAGGUUUUUAAUUAUAAAGAGAAUGUUUCUUGAAUAUAAGUUUAUAAUGUAUUUUUCCAGCUUACAAAUUUAUUUUAUUUCAGUUGUGCUUUUUUUUUUAUUUUAAUGUGACAGAAUGGCUGAACCACGUGAGGAUAUGAAUGGAACAAUGAAAAAUGAGUAUCUGUAUAUUAUUAGAUAUAAAGUUGGAAGCAUCCAAUAAAA